Megalops cyprinoides (Indo-Pacific tarpon) is the source of this 1049-nucleotide messenger RNA. Its product is annotated as ras-related protein Rab-11B-like. Gene Ontology annotation, molecular function: GTP binding; GTPase activity. Gene Ontology annotation, cellular component: recycling endosome. The coding region runs from base 191 to 847 and encodes 218 amino acids. The record is from RefSeq and is a predicted model, not a curated record. The transcript is spliced from 5 exons. Lineage: Eukaryota; Metazoa; Chordata; Actinopteri; Elopiformes; Megalopidae. Gene Ontology annotation, biological process: constitutive secretory pathway; regulated exocytosis.
AGAGUCAGGAAGAUCCCUUCUUCCUGCGGUCGAGUCCGUGUGACAGCUAGCGCAUUGUCUCGCACAUUAGGGUAGAAAAAAGGACUAGCAGCCACGCACCGCUAGCUAGACCAGAGACUACGUUACAAAACAAGUGCAGUGGGUUUUCUUUUAGGGGCAUUCAGAUUGGAUUGUUUUUCUUUUCCAAACAAUGGGGAACAGAGAUGAUGAAUACGAUUUCUUGUUCAAAGUGGUGUUGAUCGGGGACUCUGGCGUGGGGAAGAGUAACCUGCUGUCCCGUUUCACACGCAACGAGUUCAACCUGGAGAGCAAGAGCACCAUUGGCGUGGAGUUUGCCACCCGCAGCAUCCAGGUGGACGGCAAGACGAUAAAGGCUCAGAUCUGGGACACGGCGGGACAGGAGCGCUACAGAGCCAUCACUUCAGCGUACUAUCGGGGGGCAGUAGGGGCCCUGCUUGUGUAUGACAUCGCCAAGCACCUGACCUAUGAGAAUGUGGAGCGCUGGCUGAAGGAGCUGCGGGAUCACGCUGACAACAACAUUGUCAUCAUGCUGGUGGGCAACAAGAGUGACCUGCGCCACCUGAGGGCCGUGCCCACUGAUGAAGCACGUGCCUUUGCAGAGAAGAAUAAUCUCUCCUUUAUUGAAACAUCAGCCUUGGACUCGACUAACGUAGAAGAGGCCUUCAAAAACAUCCUCACAGAGAUUUACCGCAUCGUGUCACAGAAGCAGAUUGCCGAUCGGUCAGCACAUGACGAAUCUCCAGGCAACAACGUAGUGGACAUCAGUGUGCCACCCACCACUGACGGGCAAAGAGGCAACAAACUGCAGUGCUGCCAGAACCUGUGACCCCUGACCCCAACAGGAACCCCUUCUUACUACCCACCCCUAUUCUCUGCUUUGCUCCCUAGUAUUGUGCUGCUCCACCCCCUUUUAUGUAUACAAAUUUCUUUUUAUUACUUGUUGAUUCUGUCCUUCUGCCAUGUAAUGAAGUUUUACAACCUCCCUCUCUCUGUCUGUCAUUCAUGGACUGAGCCCCCAUUCUCCUGCA